AUGGUAACUGGGAACGUCCGGGAGCACAGGUAUAUAAAGAAUCAGAAAUUGCCAAAGCCUACCCCCAUGGCAUCAAACCCUUCCCGGAAGCAGUCUAGGUACCAUGGAAUCCGGAGUCGGGGCGGAAAAUGGGUGUCCGAGAUCCGAGAGCCACGUAAGACUAGACGUAUAUGGCUUGGGACUUUCCCAACUGCGGAGAUGGCUGCAGCAGCCUAUGACGUGGCCGCACUCGCUCUCAAGCGCGGCGAUGCUGUUCUCAACUUUCCUAGCUCCAUGGACUCGUAUCCUGUGCCCGCAUCCACGUCUCCACAGGACAUUCGUAGUGCUGCUGCCGCUGCUGCAGCAGCAGCAGCACUACAAGGGAAUGAGGAGCCGGAUAACAGUCUGAAGCUCAUAGAGAAGAAGACGAAGUGCGAAUACGAUAUGAUGAUGAUGAGUAGUACGAGUUUGGCGUCAUCUGUGGGAAUGGAUGAAGAAGAGCUUUUCGGGAUGCCAAAUUUGCUGGCGAACAUGGCAGAGGGAAUGCUUGUGUCUCCGCCGAGACCGUCUGAUUAUCCUGACUCGUCCGGCAAUUCAGACGGAUUAGAUAGUCGUCUAUGGAGCUAUUGA
Messenger RNA from Prunus dulcis (almond), 609 nucleotides. Its product is annotated as ethylene-responsive transcription factor ERF027-like. NCBI's taxonomy places the organism in Eukaryota, Viridiplantae, Streptophyta, Magnoliopsida, Rosales, Rosaceae. Gene Ontology annotation, biological process: regulation of DNA-templated transcription. The record is from RefSeq and is a predicted model, not a curated record. Bases 1 to 609 code for a protein of 202 amino acids. Gene Ontology annotation, molecular function: DNA-binding transcription factor activity; DNA binding. The transcript has 2 exons.